GCAAACAGCUGAUUUUAUUUGUCAACAUCGGUGUCAACGCGGGUUCAUUUUAAAUUUUAACUUUAAUUUAUAAAUAAAAGUUUUGUGGGACCUACAUUUGUCAACAACAAUGAAUCGGCGAAUUGCACGUGCUCCGGGAAACUUCGUCCGAGGCCGGGCACAUGGAGGAGGCGCUUAUCGUCCGUACUUUUAUUUUCGUCGCAACGGUCGGACAAUACCAGCUGGUGGCCGGGGAGAUUGUCAGGCAGCAGGAAGCGCACCGAGAGGUGGCGGUUGGCGUGGACGUCGUCGUGGGUCACAGCGUAACGAUAAUUCCUUGACACAUCCACCAGACAUCCGCUUAGAUUCGUCGUUCCUGCGACCUGAAUGUUAUGCAGCGCCGGAAGAUGCCCUACAUAUGGCACAAAGCAUUGCAGUUGAUAUGCCCCUACAAUGUCCCGGUUGGCAUAUGUACUUUCAACAAGAGCCGUACAAGGAGGCAUCGGAAGUAGCCGUACGAAUUAAGUCAGUGGAAGAUUACUAUAAUCGACAAGAAGCGCUUUAUGAUUUGAAGCAAAUACAAUUUGCAAAGUGCUUUAAGUUGGAGGAGAAUAAAGUUACUGCGGAUGAAUUACUUAUGAAAGCGUGGCCACAUUUGAAACAAGAUAUGUUGGCGCAUACGCACCGCACAUUGGCAACAUUCGGCGUCGCUAUGCACAAAGUGGUGACAAUGGCAACGGUGGAUCAUUUGUCGAGUCAACGAGCGUGUAGCAAAGAUGUCUACGUGCCGCGCUGCACUCUACCACGAAAGAUAUACGUGAGACCAGCGGGUUUUCAAGAACUUAGUUUAAUAUCUGAUGUGGAUACUUCGGUUGUGGAUAGUAUGUGCAGAGUACGCGGCGUAGUGUCUGCUAUAGGGCCAGUAGAAGCGAGCGCCUCUUGGAUAGCUUUCAAAUGUUCGCGAUGCGGGCAGGAGCAAACGCUAAAGCAAAGUGGAUUCUAUACUUCGCGCCCAUAUUACUGCAAGCGCGAAGGAUGCAUAGCAAAGAAGAAUUUUAUAGAGCAACGAUCAUCUCCUUUUACUCGCAUCACUCCUUUGCAAAUAAUACAACUUCAAGAGAACAAUUUACAGUCGCCUGGCGACUCUGAAAUGGGAAAUCAAAAAACCUUA
Messenger RNA from Rhagoletis zephyria (snowberry fruit fly), 1150 nucleotides. Its product is annotated as DNA replication licensing factor REC-like. The record is from RefSeq and is a predicted model, not a curated record. Lineage: Eukaryota; Metazoa; Arthropoda; Insecta; Diptera; Tephritidae.